Erpetoichthys calabaricus (reedfish) is the source of this 600-nucleotide messenger RNA. Its product is annotated as sulfotransferase 6B1-like. The record is from RefSeq and is a predicted model, not a curated record. Gene Ontology annotation, molecular function: sulfotransferase activity. The coding region runs from base 1 to 585 and encodes 194 amino acids. Gene Ontology annotation, cellular component: cytoplasm. Gene Ontology annotation, biological process: sulfation. NCBI's taxonomy places the organism in Eukaryota, Metazoa, Chordata, Cladistia, Polypteriformes, Polypteridae. The transcript has 4 exons.
AUGAUUACUCAAAAUCCAAAUCUACCCGAGCUUCAGAACCCAAGCCUUCAUGUACCAUCCUCCUCCUCUGUCUUUGAUCCUCCUAUGCCUGGAAGGCUUACUCCAACUCCUGCUGACCUGCUGACACACUCAGAUCGAAUUUUUGCUGUAGGAGCUUGCUUGGCCUCCUAUGGCCCAAAAACGACUUGCCUAUUUGUAAGACUAUCUUUCUACGGCUCCUAUUUUGACUACAUAUCAGCUUGGAACAAGAAGGUCAGUGAUGAAAAUGUACUCGUCGUAAUAUACGAAGAGCUGAAAAAAAACAUGUCUGAAGAAAUUAAGAAAAUUGCCAAGUUCUUGAAUUUCACACUUACUGACGAGCAGAUCCAGUCAAUAUGCAGUAUGAGUACGUUUAAAUCAAUGAAGGAAAACUCUAUGAAUACUCAUGGUGAAAUGGGCAAUAUUUUAUUCAGGAAAGGUGACAUUGGUGACUGGAAAAAUUGUUUGACUGAAGAACAAAGCAAGGCUGUAGAUGACAAAUUUGAGAAGCACCUUGCAGGAACAAAGAUCGGAGACCUUCUGAAAUAUGAUGAAUAUUGUAAAUGAAUGUACAAAGGGAAA